CCAGAAGAAGGUUACACCUUUUUUUUUUUUAAUUUGAAAACAAACCGUUUUGCACUGUAAGCAUCGAUCUCCAAACCCACCCAACCAAAACUUUAGCACUAAUUCGUCUUUUCGCGGAACUCUAUUCACGGUCAUGGGGCCACUUUGACCAUUAACCUUACCCCUAUUGUCACGUUGUUUAAUGCGCAGAGCACAAAGCCAAUAACAAGAAACCGGCUAAAAAUGCCAACGGAAAUUGCCAUAUACUACUCCCUGUGAGUUACCAUAAAUAAAUAACAAUUCAUUUCACGUUUGUGGGUCCUCUGCUCUGCAUCACUCUCUUCGCAUAUAUAACUUCAUCUUUCUUUUAACAAGGUUUGCUCCAAACAAGGAGAACCAGAAGGCAGCAGGCAGGACGACAAGAGACAGUGCCGUUUCUCCAUACUCUUGGAAUAGGAGAAGUUAAAAGUCCCCAUACAUCAGAACAGAGUUUACAGAGCCAAAGAACAAGAGAAGAGAAGAUGCUUCAAAGAAAAAGGCAAAAAAUUUCACCCUUAGUCACCCAAAAAUCUGAUCUUUUCGAAGAACUACCAGACGAUAUUGUGGUUUGCAUCCUUUGCAAGCUUAGCUCCUCCGCUUCCUGUCCUUCAGAUUUCAUCAACAUUCUCAUAACAUGCAAAAGAUUGAAUCGGUUAGCUCUUCAUCCUCUAGUUUUGUCCAAAGCCGGACCUAAAACAUUCGCAGUCAGAGCAAAAGACUGGUCAGAUUCCGCUCACCGGUUUCUCAGACUGUGCGUUAACGCUGGCAACACCGAAGCCUCCUAUACUCUAGGAAUGAUCCGAUUUUAUUGCUUACAAAACCGAGGAACUGGAGCGUCGUUGAUGGCAAGGGCAGCCGUCAAAUCUCACGCCCAGGCUCUCUACUCUCUCGCCGUCAUGCAGUUCAAUGGCAGCGGUGGCUCCAAAAACGACAAAGAUCUCCGAGCCGGUGUCUCUCUUUGUGCCCGAGCCGCCGUCUUGGGUCACAUCGAUGCGCUAAGGGAGCUAGGCCAUUGCCUCCAAGAUGGUUACGGCGUUGUUCAAAACAUUGUCGACGGACGCCGGCUCCUAAUCCAGGCCAACGCUCGAGAGAUCGCGUCAUCUAUACGUUCCAUGCUUACGUGGCGACCUCAACAGUUAAACCAACAUCAGCAACAGCAGCGGGAGCAUCUCCCAUAUGCUUCGUGUGUGAUGAUGGGAAGCAUGAUGGGGUGUCCAUUGCUAAGUGACUUCGGUUGUAAUGUGCCGGCGAGGGAAGUGCACCCGGUGAACCGGUUUUUGAGGGAGUGGUUCGAGUCGGGGCGCGGGGUGCUUGGGCCAAGCUUGAGGUUGUGCUCGCACAGUGGGUGCGGGAGGCCCGAGACGAGGCCGCACGAGUUCCGGCGCUGUUCCGUUUGUGGCAAGGUGAAUUAUUGCUCGCGGGGAUGUCAAGCUCUCGAUUGGAAGUUGAGGCACAAGGCGGAAUGUAUGCCAAUGGAGCAGUGGCAUGAUGUGGACGGCGGCGACAAUGAGAUUGGAGGAAUGGUGGAGAUUGAAGAGGGUGAGAAUGUGGCUGUCCUUCAUUGAUUGCGAUCAAAUUGUUACCGUUCGAUUUGGAUUUUUUUUGUUAUCCUAUUUUGUUUAAUUUUAUAUUUUAUGUAUUUUUUUUUUAAGUUUAUUUUUGUACAUAUUGAGAAGGUUUGGGAAAUUGUUUAUGUACCAGUUUUGCACCAUAAAAGAAAUUAUGGCAGGACACAAAAUCUUUUUUUUUUUUUUUUUUUGAAGGUCAGCAACCAUAGGACUAGGGGUGAGAUCUGAGUUCAGAUUAAGCAUCAACCAUGCGAUUUACUUGGGGGGACCCCCAAAUGCGACUUUGACAAGGAGUAAACAAGGCGAUAAUCACUCCUCUUAAAGGCCGACGGCCAUCCUUCAGCACUCGUCGAAUCAAUCAAUUAAACAGCUUGGGAUUUGGGAAUGAAGACAAAUUCAUUAAUUUUAGCAUCGUUGGAUUUUGUCAAUGACGGUUUGGUUGGUGUUAGUUAAUGUCUGUCUCCCACAUAAGAAAAUUAAAGAUUUAAACCUCCACAA
Messenger RNA from Hevea brasiliensis (rubber tree), 2084 nucleotides. Its product is annotated as F-box protein At5g50450. The coding region runs from base 501 to 1583 and encodes 360 amino acids. The record is from RefSeq and is a predicted model, not a curated record. The transcript has 3 exons. NCBI's taxonomy places the organism in Eukaryota, Viridiplantae, Streptophyta, Magnoliopsida, Malpighiales, Euphorbiaceae. Gene Ontology annotation, molecular function: protein binding.